Molecule: messenger RNA, 1194 nt
Organism: Sorex fumeus (smoky shrew)
Lineage: Eukaryota; Metazoa; Chordata; Mammalia; Eulipotyphla; Soricidae
Gene: ICAM4
Product: intercellular adhesion molecule 4 (Landsteiner-Wiener blood group)
Exons: 3
Coding region: 151-972 (273 amino acids)
Biological process (GO): cell-cell adhesion
Cellular component (GO): membrane
Molecular function (GO): integrin binding
Source: RefSeq, a predicted model, not a curated record
GGGAGUCAGGUAUGGCCGGGUUCCUAGGUCCUCUAGGGGGCCUCCGAGCCUCCCCGGGGUGGGGCAGACGAGGCGGGGUGAGGGCCUCCUUAUCUCUCGAGCCAGCCUGGGCCAUCCGGUUCAGGGCCCCCUCAGUUCCGCCUGCCAGUCAUGGGGUCUCUGCUGCCCCUCUUGCUUCUGGCUUUGCGGGCCGCCGCCUACCCGGGAGGCAGGAGCCCGCAAAGGCACUGGACGGUGCGGGCACCGGCCCCCACCGGCGAUCCGCCUCCGGCGCGCCCGGGGGCCCCUGCGCCGUUCUGGGUGCGCCUGAGCCCCGAAUACACCGCCGUGCCGCCCGGGGGUUCCGUUUGGCUCAACUGCAGCAGCAGCUGCCCCCUGCCGGAAGACUGGGGCCUCCGCAGCCUGCUGCGGCGCGGGGACACGCUGCAGGGGCCCGGCUGGGUGUCCUACCAGUUGCUGGACGUGCGGGCCUGGAGCUCCGUGGCGCACUGCUUCGUGACCUGCGCGGGACAGACGCGGGGGGCCACGGCCAGGAUAACCGCCUACAAACGGCCGCGCAGCGUGAUCCUGGAAGCUCCGGUCUUGGAGGGCGGCGAGUACACGCUGCGCUGCCACGUCACGCACGUGUUCCCCGUGGGCUUCCUGGCCGUGACGCUGCGGCGCGGCGGCCGCCUGCUCUACUCCGAGAGCCUGGAGCGCUUCACCGGGCUGGACCUGGCCAACGUAACGCUGACCUACGUGCUGCGCACCCGGCCCCUGGAUUUGGGGCUGCCCGUGACCUGCCACGCGCGCCUGAACCUCGAUGGCCUGGUGAUCCGCAGCAGCUCGGCGCCCGUGACGCUCACAGCCCUCGCCUGGCACCCCGCAUCCCAAGCUUUAGCGUCCCUCUCCAUCGCUGUCCUUGCGGGGAUCCUUCUGUUCGUGGGGGUCGCCUACCUACGAAAGUGUCUGCUGAUGCAGCCCCGGGCAUAGAGGAAGAGUUGGUCCAGGCCAGCUGAGCAGAAUGGAAAAAUGGCAACUUGGGGGUGCCCUUGGUCACCAGAUCAAUAAAGCCUUCCACAGCCAGCAUCGAACUCGGGGCUUCAAGGUCCCCCACAGAUAUCCCUCCCGCGAGGAAGGGGUCUCCCCUCUGACUCCCCGCUUUAACUUCCGGCAUCCCUGACGGCACCUGAGGGUUUCUUACUCUGGGUCACC